Messenger RNA from Dipodomys spectabilis (banner-tailed kangaroo rat), 3978 nucleotides. RefSeq names its product platelet activating factor acetylhydrolase 1b catalytic subunit 2 (gene Pafah1b2). The transcript is spliced from 6 exons. Lineage: Eukaryota; Metazoa; Chordata; Mammalia; Rodentia; Heteromyidae. The record is from RefSeq and is a predicted model, not a curated record. The coding region runs from base 142 to 831 and encodes 229 amino acids.
GUGGAGGCGCUGCUGCUGGUGCUGGGGCCCGAGGAGGGACGCGCCGGAGCGGGGCCGCCGGGAUUGAGCCAGCGACAGACGUGCCACCCGCCGACGCCGCAGCCUCUUGGGGCCCGCACGGACCCUCUCCCUGUGUGUAGAAUGAGCCAAGGAGACUCGAACCCAGCAGCUAUCCCACAUGCAGCAGAAGAUAUUCAAGGUGAUGACAGAUGGAUGUCUCAGCACAAUAGAUUCGUCCUGGACUGUAAAGACAAAGAGCCUGAUGUACUGUUUGUGGGAGACUCCAUGAUACAAUUAAUGCAGCAGUAUGAGAUAUGGCGAGAACUUUUUUCCCCACUUCAUGCACUUAAUUUUGGAAUUGGAGGGGAUACAACAAGACAUGUUCUGUGGAGACUAAAGAAUGGAGAACUGGAGAACAUUAAACCUAAGGUCAUUGUUGUUUGGGUAGGAACAAACAACCAUGAAAAUACUGCAGAAGAAGUAGCAGGUGGAAUUGAGGCCAUUGUACAGCUCAUCAACACCAGGCAGCCACAGGCCAAAAUCAUUGUAUUGGGUUUAUUACCUCGAGGUGAGAAGCCCAACCCUUUGAGGCAAAAGAAUGCCAAGGUGAACCAACUUCUCAAGGUUUCACUGCCGAAGCUUGCUAAUGUGCAGCUCCUGGAUACAGAUGGGGGCUUCGUUCACUCGGACGGUGCCAUUUCCUGUCACGACAUGUUUGAUUUUCUGCAUCUCACAGGAGGGGGCUAUGCAAAGAUCUGCAAGCCCCUCCAUGAACUGAUCAUGCAGUUGCUGGAGGAAACACCUGAGGAGAAACAAACUACCAUUGCCUGACCAGCUCCCAUCAGUGUUCACAACCUCCCAGCUUCCUCAGAUCAGUUAUGUCACUGGCACUACAGAAUCCUCUUUCUUAAGGCACUUUGCAUUGUAGAAUGUUCCCGGAUGCCCACAUCUAGUGUUUGAAGGGAAAGAGGGUUUUAAAUUGGUCCUGUAUAUAGAAGGUUUGUUUGACACAAGAAAAUUAGCCAAGGAAGAUUGUUUAAAUUUUCAUUUCAAAUCACAAGGGGACUUUUUAGUUGUAUAUGUGACACAUUCAUUGAAUUAUUACUGUUCUGUUCUUCCUAGGACAUCAUCAAGCCUAAGUACUACACAAUAUGAAGGUUCUUUUCUUGGCCUUUUUUCUGUAGAUUAUGUCAUAUGUAAUAAUCAGAAUCACAACUACUUGGCUUUAAAGUACAUGUCUUUUCCAGUUUUUAAGGUCUGUAAUUUAGCCUUUUGUUUUUAUUUUGUUUUGCUCAUAUGUAUCCUCAGUAUUUUGUUAACGUAUAGCAUCAGAUUAAACAUGCUCGUCCCUCAAAUAUGCGAGAAGCUAUAGUUACCAGUGAGUUUGCUCCUCUAAAUCUUUCCCAUGCUUAACAAUGAGAAACAUGUUCUGUCCCCUUUGGGGAACUCUUUGGAAGGUAUUAUGUAUAUGCUGCUGAAUAUCAUGUCUAUAAUAGACCCAUGCAUGCAGCCUUUUUACUCCUUUUCCCCUCACUUUUCUUUCCUUGUGGAGGGGUCCUUAUUAACAUUACAAGCUUUUAUCACAUUAGGAGCUUUGUUGCUGGAAGUGUAAGUCCCCAGCCAGCUACCCAUAAUGAUAUUACUGAUAUAUCUCAUUCUUGUGUGUGUUUUGUGCUGUAGAGUCCGUGUGGUGGUAUCCAUAUUCAAGAGUUCUGGUUUGCUUUCCAGUACAAUCUGUUACAGUCUCCUUUACUCAGAAAAAAAAAAAUCAGAACUCUUGUUUCUCAUUCCGUAAUAGACCUAACAUUGUAUUUUAUAGUAUCAAGGUGUAUUUUUUUUUUAGUUUUAUUUUUUCCUUCUUCAAUGCUGAGGAUCAAACCCAGGGUCUAGGACAUACAAGGCAGAUACUGUAUGGUUGAGUUAUACUCACAGCCCUGUUUUUUCUUAAUUGGUUUAGCUCUUACAUUAGUAUUAAAAAAAGAGUUGGCUUCUUCCAUGUGGAAACAGUGAAGCUGUUCUCAGAAUAGAGAUUGUACCUAUAUUCCACCAUCUUAGUAAAAAGGAAUGAGGUUUACUAAGAAAACUGCUUUUUAACAACUUUUGUCUUUUUGUUUUUUGGUACUGGGAAUUGAACCCAGGACGUUGCACUUGCUUAGGCAAGUGCUUUGCCAAUGAGUUAUGUCCCAGCCCUAUUUCCUGUUUCUUGAUACAUCUUCAUCUAGGAAUUUUCUUUCAAGAGAGCUUGUUAGAAUUUUUACUAGUUUGCUUGAGCUACACAAACUUGUAUUUAAAGAAUAAUAGAACACUAGGUGUGUUCUUGUCUAAUAUACCUAUAGAAUAUUUACAAACUGGAUCUGCAGACAUUUAAACUGGACCAGGUUGAGUACUGAAGUAACCCAUCCCAGUGACUGCCUAAUGUUGCAUUCCGUAACUAACAUCUACGCUCUGUGUUCUGCUUGCUAAGCAAAUGGCAAGGCUGUGUGUACUGAGGAGUUGCUGACUUGUGUUAAGACCCACUUGUGACUGAGAAAGAUAGAACUUGUGAUGGGUUAUUGUUGAGGCUUUUUCUAGAAUUUUUUUAUUUUUUUUUAAAAAAACAAUGUUCUGAAUGUAUCAUGUCUUCAUUAGUAACAAAAAAUACACAUGGUGUUUACUAAACUUGUUUACUAUAUUCAGUUUUUCUUUCUAUUUGUAGUAGCCAAGAUUCUUGAGUUUUCAAGACAGAUUGUUUUUUAAUGAACUAACAUUCAUUACAGGAAGGAAAUUUAAGCCAGAAUUUUGUGUGUAAAAAGACACUUUUCUAUCCAGGUCUUUCUGUGUUAGAGUAUGGGAAGAUGGUUCAAAUAAAUCUAUUAGACUACUCUUGCAGCAUGUGCUUUUAGCUUCUCUCUUGACUGAGGAUCAAAUAAUCCCUUUGUGAUCUGGCCUUCAGCUCCUCUGCUUCUAUAUGUAAACCUCUGAUAUUACUACAUUUUAUAUCCACCAGAGCUAUUCAAGCAAUAGUAUUUGAACCACUAGCCUUUUAAAUAAAAUUCUGCCCCAUUGCUAAUGUAUAGAUACUGAGUCCACUGUCAUUUCUUGCCAGGUUUCUUUGCACUGCUUUAGGCAAAAAAGUGUUAGUCUUUUAUUCUUUGACAUCUCAGUCUUGCUUCAGUAACAAAACUUCCUGCUUAGGUCUUUGUACUUUUUAAAAAAUAUGUGAGUUUAAUGCACUGUCCAUAUAAAAUGUCCUUGUCAUAGUAAUUAAGGGGCCAACUUACCAGGCAGUUAGCACAGGUAUUGUUUCCUUUGCCAGCAAAAUUUAAUCCCUUUGCCCACCCAUUCCUGUUACACAACAGCAAGUAAUGGGACUAUACAGAUGAUAUCUGUGGUUCUGUCUUCAAAGUGCAGGUUGGAGAUGUACUGCCAAGGAUGAUCCAGGGCGGGUUGUUUUGCUGCGAGUGCAUUGUAGCUUAUUCUAGGCAAGUGAUCUGGCUACCUCCUUUUGUCCACUGAGACUGUUUAGGACAUCUGCCCAAACCUGAAUCUUCUGUCAAAAACAACAAAUCUUGAGUAGCUCUGUCCCUGUUCCUCAAAAUUGUAACUUAAGUCCCAGCCUUCUGUUUUUAUUUUUUUUCUAACUUAGUCACUGUUUACAGUUGUAUGCUGAAGCCUGUAAUACUGUCUGUACUGUGUUGUAUGAACAUUGCCAAUUUUAUAUUUAUUGCAGUGAAGAAGAAACUAAAAAUAUAUGAAAAGGAGGAGCAUGGCUCCUGAAUCUGUGUGGGUGCAUGUGGGAGCAGUAAGUGGGGGCCUCUUGAAAGGCCUUUUUGGAGAGGGGCCCCAGACUUGUUGCUGCGUUCCCCUCUGGGAUCACUGCUGCUGGCUGACUGAACUCCCCAAGUAGAGCUUGUGACUCUGCUUUGGCAAAGUUUCCUUGACUAGUAGAAUUCCUUGUUUAGUGCAUAUUUCAAUAUAAAUGUCAACAUUUCACUGAAA